AAUUUAAUUUCAAGCAGCGAUAUUUCAAAUAGUUUCAAAAAUACCAACGAUACAAUAAAAUACUGCAUGUGUACGCAACGUGUGAAUCGUAGUCAUAGCAAGGGACGCUUGCAUUAUUAUUGUAACUGUAAUUGAACUAAUAAUAAUUACACUUGCAUUGAUACGUAGAUGUAUAUGAUAUAUAACGAAUAAGUUAUGAAAACCGAACUGAAUGAGAAAUGGAUUGUGUGUCGCGUCUGCCUAACAAAUCCCAGCGAGGGCGAGGAGAUGCUGCAGGACAUAUUCAGCCAAAAUGCAAGCACCCGCCUCGAUCAAAUGCUGCACAUCUGUGCAGGGAUUCCUGUUAGCAUAGACGAUAAUUUCCCGGAUAAGAUGUGCACAAAAUGCGUGCGUCUGUUGCGAGUCGCCUACAAAUUUCGUUCAACCUGCCAGCGAUCCCAUCAACACAUUGCCGAUAUGCUGGCGACACAGCUGAGCACUGUCAUUGGCGUAGAGGAGGGCGAUGACGAGGACGCGGAGACGGAAGCAAUUGCGCGAGCGUGGGAAGAGAACACGAAUCAGGUGAAUGCACCAAUAAAAAUGGAACAGGAGGCGGAAGAGGCGAGCUCAGAAUUUAUCAGCUAUGUGGUUUCUGGUGAAGAUGCUGGAGUCGUCGAUGUCUAUGAUGUCGCCACAGAGGAGCAACAUGAGGUUGUCUAUGAUGGAAACGACAUUGUGACGCUGACCGAAGCCGAAAUUGAAACAGAAACCGAUGGCGAGAACUUUCAAGAUUAUGAGGAAUUGGAGGUGCUGGCAAGCGAAGCGCUGAAUCCAAGCACCACAGCAGUGUCAUUGGCUGAUCGUAAUGUGCGGCGCAUUGUCUGGAGCGAUGUGCCCGAUAAUGAUAUAGUCAACGAUAUAUUGAGCUCAGACGACGAAAGCUAUUUGCCAAAAGCGAAAACGAAGACGCCACCUCGUCUUUUGAAUCGGGUACGGCAGCCGCGAAAGGUGCAACAAAAGCCAAAAACAGGUGGGUCGCACACAGAUACGCUGCUCGAGGAGAAGAAAGUGGGGCGCAAGCCGCGCGACAAGCACUCCAACUAUAUAUGCGAUGUUUGUGGAAACAUUUAUCCCUCCCAGGCGCGUCUCACCGAACACAUGAAAUUCCACAGCGGCAUUAAGCCACACGAAUGCGAAAUCUGCGGACGUGGUUUUGUGCAGAACCAGCAACUGGUCAGACACAUGAAUACACAUACAGGUAACAGACCCUACAAAUGCAACUUUUGCCCCGCUGCCUUUGCUGAUCGCUCCACGAAAACGAAGCAUCAUCGAAUACAUACGAAGGAGCGUCCUUAUGAGUGCGAUGUGUGCCUUAAAACAUUUACCUAUUCGGACAAUUUGAAAUUCCACAAAAUGAUACACACAGGUGAAAAGCCACACGUCUGCGAUCUGUGUGGCAAAGGCUUUGUCAAGGCCUACAAAAUGCGUCUACAUCGUGUGACGCACGAGAAACGUGGUCCUUGGAAGCCCGUCGACCUGGACAUAGAACGACCGGAGCGUAUUAAAAAUGAUAUGUCCGAUAUGGUUAUUGGCAUAUUGCCUUCGUCUUAG
This is a messenger RNA of Drosophila sulfurigaster albostrigata, 1590 nucleotides long. RefSeq names its product zinc finger and SCAN domain-containing protein 23. Gene Ontology annotation, molecular function: DNA-binding transcription factor activity, RNA polymerase II-specific; zinc ion binding; RNA polymerase II cis-regulatory region sequence-specific DNA binding. NCBI's taxonomy places the organism in Eukaryota, Metazoa, Arthropoda, Insecta, Diptera, Drosophilidae. Gene Ontology annotation, biological process: regulation of transcription by RNA polymerase II. The record is from RefSeq and is a predicted model, not a curated record. The transcript has 5 exons. Bases 196 to 1590 code for a protein of 464 amino acids. Gene Ontology annotation, cellular component: nucleus.